CCAAAUGUUACAGCGUUCAGAUGUUUCCAGGUAAUUAAUACAAUGACAUGUUCAAAUAAACAUCACAAAAUGACUAAAAGAAAUACUGUUUAAGCGUUGACAAACAAAAAGAACCCACACUCAAACGAUGACAAGAAUUAUAAGCAGACGAUAUACAAAAUGUUUCUAUGCGACCAUUUUGAUCUUCGUAGUGAUAGUUACUUACAGAUUGAUGAUUCAGAAAGAAGCAAGGACACCAAAGCUUCCAUUUCUUGAUAAAAAGUUUAGAAGCCAAGAUUUAAAUGAUAAUGGUUGCAAACCAAAAACUGUUUGGUUUAGUAAAACUCCUAUGAAAAAGACAGCUUUAGCUAGUUAUCCAGGAUCGGGAACCAGGUUGCUACGACAUGUACUAGAGCUAACUACAGGAGUAUUAACGGGUUCAACAUAUUGUGACAAAAUACUGUUACAAGAUUUUGAAGGCGAAUGUACUGACGACGAAACAGUUCUUACAAUCAAAACACAUGCAUGGUUCGACAAACUCAAAUAUGAGAAGGCAGUUAUACUUAUCCGGAGUCCGUACAAAAGCUAUGCAUCCCUGUUCAGCCAUCAAAAUGGCCAAGAUAUAGGAAGAGGAGCCAGCAAGGUAGAUUUUGAUUUGAAAUUUAAAGAAUUCUUGGGAAACCUGUUCGACAUGUGGAGAUAUUUUAACGAAGAAUGGAUGAAAGACUUUGUUGGUCCGAAAUACAUAAUCUUUUUCGAUAACCUUGUACAGAACCCUGAGAGCGAAAUAAGGAAACUUGUGGCAUUUUUAGAAUUCGAAUACACCGAAAAAGACUUAAUGUGUGCGGCAAAACAUCUGAAGGCAGGAAUCCGCAAAAAAGAAUACGAAGAUAUUGAUGUCAAGCAGUAUUUCACACUAGAACAAUUGAGUAAAACAGAGGAGUAUAUCAAAAUUAUAGAAAAAAUGGCUACUGAGAUAAACAAUAUUCCUCAUCACAUUGAUAGGGAUUUAUAGUCAGAGAAAACAUAGAGACAAAUCAAACUUGGGACUACAAGAGCGUAAUACUAUUUCGUUAGAGACCGACCAUUUAAUAU
This is a messenger RNA of Mytilus trossulus (common blue mussel), 1074 nucleotides long. RefSeq names its product WSCD family member CG9164-like. Gene Ontology annotation, molecular function: sulfotransferase activity. The record is from RefSeq and is a predicted model, not a curated record. The transcript has 6 exons. Lineage: Eukaryota; Metazoa; Mollusca; Bivalvia; Mytilida; Mytilidae. The coding region runs from base 128 to 994 and encodes 288 amino acids.